Messenger RNA from Drosophila santomea, 1077 nucleotides. RefSeq lists its product as uncharacterized. Gene Ontology annotation, biological process: DNA integration. Lineage: Eukaryota; Metazoa; Arthropoda; Insecta; Diptera; Drosophilidae. Gene Ontology annotation, molecular function: nucleic acid binding. The coding region runs from base 1 to 1077 and encodes 358 amino acids. The transcript has a single exon. The record is from RefSeq and is a predicted model, not a curated record.
AUGCGGAGAGUCAUCUCAUCGUGCAACGAGUGCAAGUUGCAGCGAGCGCGGCCGAUGCCGCCGAUAAUGGGACCCCAUCCGGAAGACAGACUGGAUGCGGGUGGAUGGCCAUUCAAAUACACAGGACUGGACUACUUUGGGCCACUGCUGGUGACUGUGUCCCGUCACAAGGAGAAGUGUUGGGUCGCCUUGUUUACGUGUUUGACGACAAGGGCGAUUCACCUGGAGCUGGCGCAUGACCUGUCGACGGAUUCCUGCAUAAUUGCGAUCAGGAACUUCGUCUGCCGUAGAGGGCCAGUAUAUAGACUGCGCAGCGAUAACGGCAAGAACUUCGUGGGAGCUGACAGGGAAGCCAGGCGCUUUGGUGACGUAUUCGAGAUGGAGAAGCUUCAGAGUGAGUUGUCAAGCAGAAGCAUUGAAUGGGUUUUUAAUUGUCCAGCGAACCCGUCUGAGGGCGGAGUUUGGGAGCGCAUGGUGCAGUGCGUCAAGAGAGUACUGCGUCAUACCCUGAAGGAAGUUGCGCCGAGGGACCAUGUAUUGGAGAGUUUCCUGAUUGAGGCGGAGAAUAUUGUAAACUCGCGUCCGCUCACCCACUUGCCUGUGGAUGCGGACCAGGAGGCGCCGUUGACGCCAAACGAUCUACUCAAGGGAGUAGCCAAUCUGCCGGAUACGCCUGGAUUGGAUGCGGAGCUGCCCAAGGAGGGUUCUACGAGGAAGCAGUGGAGGAUUGCUCGCCUGCUACGAGACCGUUUCUGGAGGAGGUGGGUCAUGGAGUACCUGCCUAAGCUUGUGCGCCGCGAGAAAUGGUGCCGCCGAACGGAGCCCAUCCAACAGGGUGAUAUGGUCUUCGUCUGCGAUCCAGCCUUGGCCCGACGAGAGUGGCGCAAGGGCAUCGUGGAGGAGAUCUACAGCGGAGCUGAUGGAGUCGUCAGACGCGCUAAGGUGCGCGUGAACGACAACGGCCUAUCUAGGACAAUGAUGCGACCCGUCUCUAAACUUGCUGUUUUGGAUUUGAGUGAAGCGGUUCUUCACGGGGUCGGGGAUGUCGCGCAUCGAAUAUUGUUAUCGAUAGGCUAG